This is a messenger RNA of Prorocentrum cordatum, 1751 nucleotides long. The record is from the annotation of a GenBank genome assembly. Lineage: Eukaryota; Dinophyceae; Prorocentrales; Prorocentraceae.
CUCAAGCACGGUUUAGGCCCACCGAUCUCGCUUGCUUUGCUGUGUAGAAUUCGCCCCCCCAGCUGCCUCUCGCGCACGCAGCGCCAGAUGGCGCCUGUUGCCGAUGGCAUCACCUGGGAGAGCAGCCAGAUCCCCCCGACGAUCCGCAGACCGUGGCGCGUCUUCGAGGAGGACCUCGAGGACAAGCUCGAGGACACGGAGGGCGAGACUGAGGCAGUGCUGGCCAUCACGCGCGAGCGCCUCGCCUCCGUACAGGCCCGGGGCGCGCCCGCCGCCUUCGCGCAGCUCUCGCAGGACCUGCAGCGCACCUUCGUCGAGGUGUCGAUUGUCGAGCUUGCCGCCUUCGUGAGCUUUCAGCGGCAGCAGGUGCAGAGUGGCGGCGCGACCGGAGAGGAGGCGGCCGCGGCGGCGUGGGAUACCCUCGACUGCGAGGCCAAGGCCGAGUGGGUCCCCGAGGACCCCCGGGCCGCGCUGGCCCUGGACGCGCGCUGGGCGCCGCUGCUCGCCGAUGGGCCGCCGCAGCGCGGCGAGGCCUACGCGGCCGCCGCCGGGGCGGAGGCGCCCCCGGGCGCUGGUGCACCGGCAGCCCCGCUCGAGGCCCAGGCGCCGAAGCCCACGAAGCUGAAGAGCGAGCCCAAGGAGCCGCCCACGAAGCUGAAGAGCGAGCCCAGGGAGCCGGCGGCGGCGGCGCCGCCGCCGGGGCCCAAGCCCAAGGUGCCGGAGCCCAGUGCUGACGCCGCCAGCGCCUCAGCCGCGCCCUGCGCUGGCGUUCGGGAGGGGGACCCCCCGGCGCCUGCAGAACAUCAGGAGCCCACCGACAAGGCGGCUGGCCCGGCAGAGGGCGCGGUGCCGGUGAGUGGAGGCCACCCCGAGGUCGGCGAUUCCGCCGUGGCCCGCCCGAGGCGACAGUCCGCUGGGCUCGCGAGCGGCGCCAGUGCAGCGGCGGCGGCGGUGGGCGGCUCUGACAUAGCUUCCCGUACGAGGCGUGCCUGCAGCGGGCGGCCCGGCGGCGCGGAGAGCGCUGGAGCGCCUGCGGUGCGCAGCCGUCCGCAGAGAGGCGCCGCCGUCGCUGCGCGCACGGUGCGGUGCGCCGCGGCAGCGACCAAUGACGACGCAGACGACGCGGCUGGGGAUGAGUUCUCUGGUGGCGCGCAGCGGGUCGGUGCGAAAAGGCAGCCGCUGGGGCAGCUCGCCGGCGGGGAGAGGCUGUACCCAGAGUUGGACGACCUCGAGUGCUGCGUGUGUGGUGGUGUGGAGGCGAGCGACGACAACGAUUUGGCAAUGUGCGAGAUGUGCGGCAAGGGCUACCACGCGAAGUGCCACGACCCGCCAGAGAAACACUUCGGGAACCUGAGCGACAAGUGGUUCUGUGGCACGUGCAGAGAGGCCAUCGCAACGCAGCGCGGCCUCCGCCUGAGAGUCGACGACUACACGUGGGUCAAUUUUCCUCCAGCCCCGAACGGCACGCCGUGGCCCGCGAAGGUCCUCAAGCUCGACUUCUCCACCGAGCAGGACCCGGAGCCGUAUUGGGUGCAGUUCUUCGAGUCCGUCGGCCACCGGAAGUCCACGGGCAUCUGGGUCGGCGACCAGCACGCGAGGCCAUGGGCAGAGGGCCCGGCCUGGCACAGCAUCCGGGACUCCAGCCGCAAGCUCGCCGUGCGCCUCGCUGUGGAGGACGGCGCGGCGCCCAUCGCCGGGCAGGCGCACCAGCCGCGGAGCCACCCGCCUGGCGCCGCGCGCGCGGGCGAGGG